Molecule: messenger RNA, 4934 nt
Organism: Melanotaenia boesemani (Boeseman's rainbowfish)
Lineage: Eukaryota; Metazoa; Chordata; Actinopteri; Atheriniformes; Melanotaeniidae
Product: frizzled-7-A-like
Exons: 1
Coding region: 758-2464 (568 amino acids)
Biological process (GO): canonical Wnt signaling pathway; non-canonical Wnt signaling pathway
Cellular component (GO): plasma membrane
Molecular function (GO): Wnt receptor activity; Wnt-protein binding
Source: RefSeq, a predicted model, not a curated record
GCCAAUACACUGCGUAUAGUAUGAAAAAAAUGUCAGUGAUCAAUGAAAAUGCAUGUUUCCCUCACCAGAAAAUCCAUUAAUAGGGUAAAAUAUCUGGUGUAAUGUAAUUACUGUAACAUAUUUUUCUGCGGUAAAGAAAUAAAGACCAAUCAAAAGCGAAUCCUGUAGGAAAACAAACGCUGGGAUUGGCUGAGACGCAACACCGGUUUCCAGGCGCCCCACGCUCUGUCGGAGGAGGGAGGCGUCUCGUGAAUGGAAUGGGCGCCUGGAAACCGGUGGAAUCCGCACUGAGUGAGGAGAGCGAGCCUCUGGACUUCCAGCCGCACAGCAUGUGAACCGACGCUUUGCAUGAAGUUUAGCCAUAAACGUAGAAAAUAUAGAUCGUUUCUUGCUUCAAGGGUUUUUCGUUUUACGCGUAAGUUACAACAUUUACGCACAAGAGACGUUGGAAUCGUUUUGGUUUUGCAUUAUUUAAGAAAACGGGACUUGAAGUGUUGUUUUCUGCGGACUGGGAGUGAGAGUGGACUGCUUGGAGUCACUUACAAAGAACAUUAAGAAGUCAUGACACGACGAACGUUUCACUUGGAUUUAUCUUCAUAGAAUACGAGAGAAAAGUCGAUUAAAGCCGAAUCAACUCAAAGACCAGGACUUCAAGAGAAGUACUGGGACAUUUAUUGCAGCUUUUUCCUUGUUUCCAGUCGUUUUUAAGUCGCCCUACUUGGAUCAAAGUUUUUCUUUCCCUCCCCCCUCCUCAACUAUGGCGGCAGCCAGGUUCACCACUGGCUCUGUGUUGCUGCGGAUCAUGUGGCUGGUGUGCGGGCUGUCUUUUUCACCUAUUUCUGCCCAGCAUUACAGCAGUGACAGUGGAAUAUCUGUCCCAGAACACGGUUUUUGCCAACCCAUCUCCAUUCCGCUUUGCACUGAUAUCGCCUACAACCAGACCAUCAUGCCGAACCUCCUGGGCCACACAAACCAAGAGGACGCCGGACUUGAGGUGCACCAGUUCUACCCGCUGGUUAAAGUCCAAUGCUCUGCCGAUCUGAAGUUCUUCCUCUGCUCCAUGUAUGCCCCGGUUUGUACCGUGCUGGAGCAGGCCAUCCCCCCUUGUCGGUCGCUGUGUGAGCGUGCACGGCAGGGAUGUGAAGCAUUGAUGAAUAAAUUUGGCUUCCAGUGGCCAGAACGGCUCCGCUGUGAGGCUUUCCCCGUGCACGGAGCCGGUGAGAUCUGCGUCGGCCAGAACACAUCCGAACCCGGCAGCCCGGCCUCCUCAUCAUCUCCCCAUGCGCCCCUCCCUGUGACCCUUUCACCCAUCUUUGACAAGCCGAACCAGCGUCCUCCCCAACACAAUCCGUACCACCAGUUUUCCUGCCCUCUGCAGCUGGAGGUGCCCUCCUACCUGGGCUACAGAUUUAUGGGGGUCAAAGACUGUGGGGCUCCGUGUGAACCCACAAAACCAAGCGGGAUCAUGUAUUUCCGAGAGGACGAGGUUAAGUUCGGCCGGCUGUGGGUUGGCAUCUGGUCUAUUCUAUGUUGCGUGAGCACAUUAUUCACUGUUCUCACAUAUUUGGUGGACAUGAGGCGGUUCAGAUACCCCGAGCGGCCCAUCAUCUUCUUAUCCGGCUGUUAUUUCAUGGUUGCUGUAGCCUACGCGGCUGGGUUUUUCCUGGAGGACAAGGUCGUCUGUGUGGAUAAAUUCAAGCUGGACGGCUACAGGACUGUGGCUCAGGGGACUAAAAAGGAGGGCUGCACCAUCCUCUUCAUGGUGUUGUACUUUUUUGGUAUGGCCAGCUCCAUCUGGUGGGUGAUUUUGUCCCUGACGUGGUUCCUCUCAGCUGGAAUGAAAUGGGGUCAUGAGGCUAUCGAAGCCAAUUCCCAAUACUUCCACUUGGCUGCAUGGGCUGUCCCUGCCAUCAAAACUAUAACCAUCCUCGCCAUGGGCCAGGUGGACGGCGACGUGUUGACUGGAGUGUGCUUCGUGGGGAUCUUCAAUGUGGACGCCCUCCGAGGCUUCGUGCUGGCUCCGCUUUUUGUCUACCUGUUCAUCGGUACUUCCUUCCUCUUGGCAGGCUUCGUGUCCCUCUUCCGGAUCCGCACCAUCAUGAAGCACGACGGUACCAAGACGGAGAAGCUGGAAAAACUGAUGGUGCGCAUCGGUGUGUUCAGUGUGCUGUACACUGUACCGGCCACCAUAGUGAUCGCAUGUUACUUCUACGAGCAGGCCUUCAGAGAGCACUGGGAGCGCACCUGGCACAUGCAGACCUGUAAGCGCUUCGCCGUACCAUGUCCGGUUCACAACUUCGCCCCCAUGACCCCGGACUUCACCGUGUUUAUGAUCAAAUACCUGAUGACCAUGAUAGUCGGUAUCACCUCUGGCUUCUGGGUCUGGUCCGGGAAGACUCUGCAAUCAUGGCGGAGAUUUUACAAACGUCUUAGCAACGGUAACCACGGAGAGACGACGGUGUGAAGGUUGGAGGAAUGAAAAGGCGCAAGGCCACUGAGUUUUGGAUAUGACACCAUGAAAAUAAGGUCAAAUAGCUUUCAUUUAAACACUUUUGGUGGUAUUUUAUUUGAUUUUUUGUGUUUCCAGGUUGUGGCAACAGUUCACAACCAAACUUUUAUCUAUUAUCUAAAGAGAUUGGACACACUUUCAGUAUAUUUCCUCCUUUUUUUUUUUAAAUCAGAUUUUGUUAUCAGACGCCCACAACCAUGGCUUUUGCAUCCUUGGACCAUAAACUGGUGUAAAAGACCACACUAGUCACUGGACUGUAAUGCCAGACUGGCGAAGUUACUCUUUGCAUAUUAUCAGUUUUUACCCUCAUGUUACAGUUUGAAUGUACUCUCUGUCCACUCUUGCACUUGCCAGUGGGUGAAUGAAAAAGACUGUCCAGCAGUGUUUCUAUACUGCUGCUAAAAAGGUCAAAGAUUUGAUCCCUGCAACCGCCAUAUCCUUUGACUGUGAAUUCAUUUAUUCGGGACACCCGGACUACACAUUAAUUACUCUGCUUUUAGGUAAAGACUGGAAAGCUUUAUUACAUGUUAGAUUUUGCAGAGUACAAUCUCGUCUGUUUAAUAGGAAGAAUAAUUCAUCAACUCACAAGUCAGUCUUUAUGUGCCAAGUGGCUGCCCAGAAAUGAAAACUUUCUCUUUUUCUUUCUUUUUUUUAAAAAAAAAAUGUAUCUGUUGUUUGACAUUCUCGCCUGAUGAAUAUUCACUUCCUGUUCUGAAUGUUCACUCCGAAGACGAAUGAAGUUAUGUACUGGUUUGCACAGUUAUCUUAAGUGUAAUAAUGACUGUUACACUGCAGAUUGACCUGGAUCUAGCAUUUUAAAGAGACCACACACACACAUGCAUACACAGCCUCCUCUCUCUGUAACUGAGAUACAACAGCUCAUUGUUGGUCUCUCUGUGUGUGGUCCCUCUACUGCUGGAUUCCCCACCAGAAAGAGUUUUUUAAGCUUAUAAGACACCCAAAGCACCAUUUCAGUGAGCCAGGUUUAAUCCCUGGGAGUGCAAAUGGUUGUUCUGGAGCUCUAAUGUUAUUUUAUCCUGGAUAAAGAUGGCUGUACAUGUUCACACCUGUAUACUGCUCAGUGUAGCUCAGUUUGCUUACACUCUUUAGUUUUCACAUGCAGUGUUAAAUGGUUUUCAAAAGCAGACUGAACAUUUUAAUGUUUUUAUUGAUUUGCUGUUUUAGUGUCUGGGCUACUUUCACAGAAGUGUAAAUCGCUGAGAAGCUGCAUGUAUUUUCUCAGCGUCUGGACUUUUGCAUUUGAUGUUCUGUGUCAAUGUUCUGUGUCUGGAGGUCAAAGAUCAGCCACGUGGGAAUAUUUUUAUUUGAAGAAUGCAGUGGAGGCAGUCGGUGCAGCAUUUUACAUUAUCAGAGACAGAAUCACCUCAUUACACAAGAGGUUAAAAGUACUAAGUUGAUUAUUUUUAUAGAUUAAAUGGGACAUUACGUGGUCUCAGCAAUGUUACAUCAAAAUGACUUUUUUUAUUUAACUUUCAGCCUUUUUUUUGCAGGAGGGAAAUAUGCUGUCGUAGAAAUAAUGACAGGAGUGAGGAAGUUCAGGUACUUUCUGUGGUAGUUUUAUAAAUGUCUUUUAGUUUAACUGAGUAAACUCCACAAGUAGGAUGUCUUCACUUAACAGUGCAUCAUAUGUGACAGUUGAAACCAUUAGCAAAAAUAAUACGUCCACUUGUUGCUUGUAGUUAACUGGCCAUUCGAAAUGAGUUCACCUCUGAAACCAAACAAUGAAAUUAGCAGUACAGAUUGUGGGGAAGCUGAAUCAGCUUCAUGGCUGCGUAUCAGCAAGCCUCUGUUUCUUGUCACAUUUCCUCUACAUGUGUCACUCAUAAGUAAUGAAUGGAAGCACUCUGCAGCAAUGAGGGACAACUCACAACAUUAUGACCUUCCAUAGACUCGGUAUUCUAGUUAUUUGAAUUUGUAAAGACGUGUCCUGGUACCACAUUUAUUAAUACUAAAAAAAAUGUGCAUACUUUAUACUGGUCAUCUUAUACAUCAGUUUGUAUAUAUACAGUGCCAUGUUUCCCAUGUGAAUGUACUACAUACCUCAAACCCUGGUUAAAUUCUACUGAAAGGACUGAGUUAGGAAGCACUUUACUCAGUUGUUUCAGUAUUACUCAACAAACUAGUUCUGUUACUGUCUUGAGACAACUGAGAUCAGCCAAUGUCAAAGAUACCAGACUGACAUGUUCGUAUUGUACUUUUUUCAGAAGGAAUAUGAAUGUUUGUAUGUGUAUUUUUAUCUGAACAUAUGCAAACGAGCAAAUAAACACAAACCAGAUGUUCAAAGGCUUAAUGUAUUUAUGGGGGAGGGGGGCUCAUUUUGUCUUUUUUAAAAAACCUUUUUCCUUUUUUAUGAGAUAAGCCCUUUGUAUGUGUACAGUUUGAAUAAAAGUGAUAAAGUUCGUAA